AUGGAGGCCUUCCUCCGCCCCGCUUCCGCGUACCCGCCGCUCCUCCAGGCUCUCCAAAAGGGGCCUUUAAAGGUCUCCUUGGUUGGUUCCGGUAAUUGGGGGACGGCAGUAGGGAAGAUAGUCGCUUCAAAUGCAAAAAACUCGCAUAUAUUCAAUACGGAUGUCCGCAUGUGGGUGUUUGAGGAGGAGUUUGAGGGCCGCAAGCUCACAGACUGGAUAAACAACCACCACGAAAAUAAGAAGUAUCUUCCAGGUUUCGAACUCCCCUCGAAUUUACGUGCUGUUCCUUCCCUCACGGAUGCCUGCAGAGAUGCGGACCUGCUGGUCUUUGUCAUGCCCCACCAGUUUAUCGAGAGAGCCUGUCGAGAACUGCGAAAAGCCAAGUUACUGCCUCCACAUUGUCGCGCCAUUUCCCUCAUUAAAGGCAUAGGCGUAAGGAAUGGAUGGCCUUUAACCCUGACGCACGAAAUCGGCUCAAUUUUGGACCUCCCGAAGCCGUGCAUCCUCUCGGGCGCUAAUGUGGCUAACGAUGUUGCCGCUGAAAACUUCGCGGAGGCAACUAUUGGUCAUCCGGACGGUGAAACGGAGACGGCAGCGUUGUGGCAACUCCUUUUUGACAGACCCAACUUUAAGAUAAACGUGCUUCCAGAUGUUGAUGGUGUGGAGGUUUGCGGAGCUCUGAAGAACGUUGUUGCUCUUGCCGGUGGCUUCUGUGAAGGAAUGGGACAGGGGACUAACACCAAGGCAGCAAUCCUCCGACUUGGAGUGGAAGAGAUAAAGACAUUCACCAUGCUCUUUUUUGGGGACCUCCUUGCUGACACGCUCUACGACAGCGCAGGCUAUGCUGAUGUUAUCACGACGGUGUUUGGCGGACGCAACGCCAGAGUUGCUGCGGCGUUCGUUCGUCAGAAGGGCAAGGAUUGGGAUCAGCUGGAAAAGGAAAUGCUCAACGGUCAGAAGCUGCAAGGGCCGGCCACGCUCGAACUGGUGGCCGAGGUGAUCCGUGCAAAUGAAGUUGAGCAUCUUUUCCCAUUGUUUACGUCGACUUAUGCGGUAGCAUUUCAGAAUGCUGACCCGCAGGCAAUCCUCGACGUUUUCCGCACAAACCGGCCGCGUAGCAUACAAAGGAGUGAAGACUGCGUGAAGCUCAAAGUCCCCACGCUCGUGAGAGAUGCGAGGAUCAGAAUUGCCUCUCGCAUGAAGAAACUGGGGAGAAGCAUUAGUGAAUUGACAAGGAACCCGCCAGAUACACCAGACAGCGCCUCAGAAGAAAGCAACCAUAAGACGGAGGCUACUCCCGCGAAGCUCUAG
This is a messenger RNA of Eimeria maxima, 1311 nucleotides long. RefSeq names its product glycerol-3-phosphate dehydrogenase, putative. The record is from RefSeq and is a predicted model, not a curated record. The coding region runs from base 1 to 1311 and encodes 436 amino acids. Lineage: Eukaryota; Apicomplexa; Conoidasida; Eucoccidiorida; Eimeriidae. Gene Ontology annotation, biological process: carbohydrate metabolic process; glycerol-3-phosphate catabolic process. Gene Ontology annotation, cellular component: cytosol; glycerol-3-phosphate dehydrogenase (FAD) complex. Gene Ontology annotation, molecular function: glycerol-3-phosphate dehydrogenase [NAD(P)+] activity; NAD binding; protein homodimerization activity. The transcript has 8 exons.